AAAAUAACAAUCCGGACAUGGAAGAAGUCUCCAGGGAGAAGGAAGGAGGGCCUUGGAAGCAAGCACAGGUGGGAAAUGGUAAAGAGCCACAGGAAGAGGCACAGUCAGAAGCAGCUUUUCCUCUGGAAGACAAAGAAACGUCAGAGAGCCAGGCAAAGGCAGGAGAUGAGGGGGUGCUGCCAAGGCGCCAAGGGCAGCCAGAGCCCCAGAGAAGGGCAAAGCAGGAAGGAGGGCCAGAGAGACAGGGAAAGCCAGAAUUUAGUAAAGGGAGCCCUGCUGUAAAGCGCCCAGCUGAGGACCACCUGCCCAGAAAAGCCAAAAGGAAAACCAACAAGGGGCUGGCCCACCGCAUCAAGCAAUAUAAGGAGGCCAUUCACGAUCUGCACUUCAGCAACGAGGACAUGAUCAGAGAAUUUGACAACAUGGCCAGGGUAAAGGAGGAUGAGAAAAAGAACAAGCAGAAGAUGGCACAGAUCUUCUGGAUGCAAAGAAGUUUGCAGGACCCUUUCUACCCAAGGGGCCCAAGGGAAUUCAGGGGUGGCUGCAGGGCACCUCGCAGGGACAUCGAAGACAUCCCUUAUGUUUAGUUCCCCUUGGGCACUCAUAGGGCAUAGUGCUCUAACCUUAUGCAGCUGCUUUGAUUUAGGCCUUCCCCAUGUAAGCUGCAGCCUGUUUGACCCCACUCCCUGCUGUGUUCUGAUCCCAGU
Messenger RNA from Phodopus roborovskii (desert hamster), 707 nucleotides. Its product is annotated as transcription elongation factor A protein-like 4. The transcript has a single exon. The record is from RefSeq and is a predicted model, not a curated record. Lineage: Eukaryota; Metazoa; Chordata; Mammalia; Rodentia; Cricetidae. The coding region runs from base 18 to 587 and encodes 189 amino acids.